AUGCUGUAUGAAGCUAUUAAUUUAGCUUCUACAGAAUAUUUAGCAAAGCCAAAUGAUUCUACUCAAGCAAGUUUCUUUGAUGCAAUAGAUAAAAUACCAGAAAUCUUUUCAAAAUCAACAGAAUCGUUUGGAACAAAGCUAACGAAACUUAAAAAUUCGCAAUUCUUUUCUGCAAUAUAUCAAAUGCUGAAAAGUAAAAUUAGUGAUAAUCAGCAAUUGCAAUUACUCAAAUUAAUGGAUUUUUUAAUUACAACGGCUUCGAAAAAAGAAGAUAUAGAAUUCAUAUUUAGCAAUGAUCUGAUAAAUACAAUAAUAUCCUGCAAGUUCAACUGGUCUUUGCAAGAUAAUUUAUUAGCUUACACUUCAUUUCUCAAAAACAUUGCAACUAAACUUCCAACAAUGAACGUUAAUUACAUAUUUACACAAUAUCCAUACUCAUUACCAUUAUAUUUGUAUUCCACAAUUUUUUUGACAAAUCCUGAUUCAAUUGUCGUUUCUGCUGCAAGAUUCGUGAUCCUACAACUUUGUAAUCUUAAAAAUCCAGAGAUUAAUGACUAUAUCGACUAUCAUAUCCCUACACAACAACUAGAAAAAUUAGUAUCAAUCGAUGAAAUAGAAUCUAUCGAUUAUAUUAUAGAUUUACUACGUGUAGCACCACUGAGAUUUACUAAAUCCAUAGAGAAAUACGUUAAAAACAAAUUAAAUUCUUCUGGACCGGAAUACAUGGUAAUUUGUUUCCAAAACUUCAUGGAUUCGCCUCUAAAGUCAAUGAUCAUACAAACAUUGAACGAAAAACUGUUGCAAUAUGAUUAUUCUCAAAUUUUAAAUCUCGGAAUUUUAUUAUAUUCAGUGGAAAACAAAUAUAUGACUCUAGAUACCGCAAUACAGCUAGGAUUUAUUGCUAUUGAGAAGUUCGAAUUCGUUCAAUUGUUUGCUCCGAUAACUUUGUUAAAUCCUAAGCCUCUGGUUUCCGAAAUUCUUAUUAAACUAUCCACAACGAGAUUUAACGCUCUUGUACUUACCAUUUGCCUUAAAAUUUGGGAAAAAAUUUACAAAAAUCAGCCUUUCUUUUUGUAUGACAUUUUACAGGCCAUCGUUAAAGAGAUGAAGAAGAACUUAUCAAUGAAACUCGUGAGAGCAUUCAUUGAACGUGAAGAAGUCAAUAUUAGAACAGAUUUGAAUUUUAUCAAAGAAAAUGUUAAUUAUCCGGAUUACAAUUGGAACAGCGGUAACCUUGCUCCACUUAUAGAUGUCCUUUUAGCCCUACAGCUUUCUAUUUCUCGUUGGACGAAGAUUCCGAUUUCAUUUCAGUUCCCAGAAAUAAAUUUCGAGAUUCCUGAGAUAAGUUUCUCAACAAGCACAAAUAACUCAAUCACCAUAUCAUCAAGUUUUCUUUCUAUUGACAACACAAAAAUAGAAUUAAUGAGAUUUGAUGUAAAACAAGGUAAAACAAAGAGGAAUUUGGAGUUAGUCAUUUUUGAUAGGAAGAAAUUCGGAAGUUUGGAGAAGAAAUCCAGGGAAAUCGAGUUUGAAACAACAACUAUCGCAGAACAGUUUGUUGAAGAAGUAGAAAAGCGUCAAUUGAAUAAUAUACGAGUUCUUUUAGCUGGAUAUGGAUGCUGA
Messenger RNA from Trichomonas vaginalis G3, 1623 nucleotides. Its product is annotated as protein CLEC16A family. Gene Ontology annotation, cellular component: late endosome; endolysosome membrane. Gene Ontology annotation, biological process: regulation of autophagosome maturation; endosomal transport; endosome to lysosome transport. The record is from RefSeq and is a predicted model, not a curated record. NCBI's taxonomy places the organism in Eukaryota, Parabasalia, Trichomonadida, Trichomonadidae. The transcript has a single exon. The coding region runs from base 1 to 1623 and encodes 540 amino acids.